UGAAAAAUUCCAAAAAGGGGAAGGAAAGGAAGAAGAAAAAUAUAUUGACGUAGUCAUCAAUAAAAAUAUGAAAUUGGGGCAAAAAGUUUUGAUUCCAGUAAAACAAUUCCCUAAGUUCAACUUUGUGGGAAAGCUUUUGGGUCCACGUGGCAAUUCUCUAAAGCGUUUACAGGAAGAAACACUCACAAAAAUGUCUAUUUUGGGGAAAGGUUCUAUGAGGGAUAAGACAAAGGAGGAAGAGUUGAGAAAAAGUGGAGAGGCAAAGUAUUUCCACCUAAAUGAUGACCUGCAUGUUUUAAUUGAAGUAUUUGCUCCACCAGCAGAAGCAUAUGCCAGAAUGGGACAUGCAUUGGAAGAAAUCAAGAAGUUCCUCAUCCCUGACUACAACGAUGAAAUCAGACAGGCGCAGCUUCAAGAAUUAACAUAUUUAAAUGGUGGUUCAGAAAAUGCAGAAGUUCCAGUAGUUCGUGGAAAAGCAUCUAUUCGAGCAAGAGGAGUACCGGUUCCUGCUUUGUCCAGGGGCCGUGGAGGAGUGCCUCCGCCACCAGCAGGAGUACCGAGAGGGGCACCAGCACCCAGAGGAGUGCCUCCCAGUAGAGGACCAGUCAGUCGUAGCCGUGGACUUCUAGCACCCAGAGCAAGGGGAGUACCUCCACCUGCAGGUUACCGACCCCUGCCACCACCUCCAGCACAGGAGACAUACGGUGAAUAUGAGUAUGAUGAUGGUUAUGGAACUGCUUAUGAUGAACAAAGCUAUGAUUCCUAUGAUAACAGCUAUAGCACUCAAGCACAAAGUGGAGCAGAUUACUAUGACUAUGGCCACGGACUGAGUGAAGAAACAUAUGACUCUUAUGGGCAAGAAGAAUGGACCAACUCACGACACAAGGCACCUUCUGCAAGGACAACAAAAGGAGUCUACAGAGACCAGCCAUAUGCCAGAUACUGAUUGUACUGUCUGAUGUUGUGAAAUAUCCAAUCUCCACCAGUCCUGUAUACUGUUCAAAGUAAUUUUUUCUAUGAACACUCCCUUUUUAUUAAAUCAAAGCGCAUAAAAAUCUGAAUGGAUGGACUGAACUUAAAAUAUUUUGUUGAAAGAACAACCUGGACAGAAGGAUAUGUAAAACAAGGAACUUUGUUAUUUCCAAACUGUAUUUGAAAAAAUAGGUGAUCAAAAAAAUAACCUUUGAUUAACUAGUGUUAAACAAAAAAUAGGUUUACUAAAUAUGUUAGUCCAUUCUUUUAACAUAAGCGUAACCUUUUAUUUUAAAGGUUUUCAACAAUUUAGUUUUUAGUUUUUAUUUUCAGCCAUUUGCUAGAUUUUCUCUGCAAACAUGCGUAAAAAGGGAAGCAAAUUACAAAUGCAAAUAAUGUGGUAUUUUGUAACUCAAGUCUUGAAAUGUUCUGUAGUGUUAAGCAAAGUUUUACCCUUGCUUGAUACUAAAUAAACUUUUGAAAGAAAA
Molecule: messenger RNA, 1460 nt
Organism: Cariama cristata (Red-legged seriema)
Lineage: Eukaryota; Metazoa; Chordata; Aves; Cariamiformes; Cariamidae
Gene: KHDRBS3
Product: KH domain containing, RNA binding, signal transduction associated 3
Exons: 8
Coding region: 68-946 (292 amino acids)
Biological process (GO): regulation of alternative mRNA splicing, via spliceosome
Cellular component (GO): nucleus
Molecular function (GO): mRNA binding
Source: RefSeq, a predicted model, not a curated record